AUGUCUACCGCAAUCAAGAUAGCUUCAAAGAUCCAACCAGCAACACAUGCAUUGAUUGUGUUUCAUGGAUUGGGGGAUUCAGGACAAGGCUGGAGUUUUUUAGCCUCACAAUUACAAAAUGAUAAGGCAUUUGAGAAGACAGAUUUCAUAUUUCCUAAUGCCCCAACUGUUCCGGUGACUGCAAAUGGAGGCAUGGUAAUGCCAAGUUGGUUUGAUAUACUGGACUGGGAUCCAGAGAUGAGGAAAGUUGAUGCUAAAGGUUAUUUUAGGUCUAUAGAUGUUGUGGCUAACUGUGUCAAGGAGCAGAUAGAAAAGGGAAUUAUGCCAGAAAAUAUUAUCGUAGGGGGCUUUUCACAAGGUGCUAGUUUAAGUCUUGGAAGUUCUUUGACUCUGCCUUGGAAGAUUGGAGGGUUUGUCUCUCUUUCUGGAUUUAUCAGUAAAGAUGAAAGUAUCUGGCAAAAAAGGAAAAAUGAUCUCAAUGUCAACACUCCUAUUUUCCACGGUCAUGGUACUUGGGACCCAGUAGUCGCUGUGAAGAAGGGGAAAGAAGCUCAAGAGUUUUUCACCAAGGACUGUGGUUUCAAAGAUUUUGAGUUUCACACUUACGAAGGUAUGGAACAUUCUGUCUCACCUGAAGAAAUGAUAGACCUGAUCUCCUUCAUCAAAAGGGCAUGGGGUUUACAAUAA
Molecule: messenger RNA, 687 nt
Organism: Kazachstania africana CBS 2517
Lineage: Eukaryota; Fungi; Ascomycota; Saccharomycetes; Saccharomycetales; Saccharomycetaceae
Gene: TML25
Product: palmitoyl-(protein) hydrolase
Exons: 1
Coding region: 1-687 (228 amino acids)
Biological process (GO): protein depalmitoylation
Cellular component (GO): cytoplasm
Molecular function (GO): palmitoyl-(protein) hydrolase activity; carboxylic ester hydrolase activity
Source: RefSeq, a predicted model, not a curated record